AUGGGCAUCGAGAGCUACCUCCCCUGGAUGUGGUCCUCGUCGUCGGCGGCGUCAGGAAGCACUGGGAGUACUGGCAAGUCCGGAAGCAGAGAGAAGAAGAAGGACAGGAAGGCCAUUCGAACGAGAGCGGAGCAGAUCCAGCUGAACGGCAAUGCGAAACAACAUGGCUCCGGGAAGGAAGAAGAGGACGAAGGAUACUACCCUGGGUUGGUCAACGUCUCGGGGACGUAUUGUUUCAUGAACUCGACGCUCCAGGCUUUGGCUUCGCUUUCCUAUCUCCAACCGCACAUAGACGCCAUUCACGCAAAGGCAGAAGCCCUCGACGUUCCGACGCCAGUAAUCGACGCUCUCAAGGAGCUAUUCCAAGACUUGAACACACCCAAGUCGGCUUACCGCGCAAUCCGCCCAAUGGACAUAAUCAACGUGCUCAGUCAACAAACUGAAGGCCGGACGAACUCCCUCUUCUACUCGCGAGAGCACCAAGACGCUCAAGAGCUCUUCCAAGUGGUUUCGGAAUGCAUCAAGAACGAGUUGGCGGCAGUGGAUAAAGAAGGGUUAAGGGAUCGCGGCUUUGGAAGUGCACUUGACAAACCUUCGGAGACGACAAAGGAGAUUGGCAAGAGCGUUUUCGAUGGGUUGACCGCGAACCGAAGGAGUUGUGUCGUUUGCGGGUAUACCGAGGCGGUUAUGCAUUUCGCAUUCGAUAACUGGCAGUUAUCUGUUCCAAGGAUGGCAGGUAGCUGCAGGUUGGAAGACUGCCUCGAAGACUACACCCGACUUGAAAUCCUCAAGGAUUGCAUCUGUAGAAAGUGCUCACUGGUCGCGACGCAUAACCGGCUAAAGCAGGAACUCGCCACGUUGGAGGAAGCGACGAAACCCGGCACAAAUCCUUCUAGCUCCAAGAAGAGACGAUUGAAGGAAGUGAGGAAGUUUGAGGCUCGUGUUCGGGCAGCGUUGGCAGAGGGUCGGAUAGAAGAAGACUUGAAAGACGUGAGGAUAGAGAAAGUUUUCAGCCCGGCGUCUACCAAACAAGCUAUGAUUGCCCGACCUCCUCCAGUACUCGCUCUUCAUCUGAACCGUUCCAUCCAUUACGGACAUUAUGCUGGGAAAAACAACUGCAGAGUUGCUUUCCCCGAGGUCCUCGAUUUGACACCUUUUACGACCUCCGGAUCCCUUUCCACCAUCCCAACAGCAUCUAUCUCAACACCGCCUCCAGCAGUUCCCCGCUCAACGACGCCAACACCCUCCACUUACUCCAACCAACGGACAAUCUAUCGUCUCGCAGCAGUGGUCUGUCAUUUCGGUGGACACUCCUUUGGUCACUAUAUCUGCUAUCGACGGAAACCUCGGCCAACGGGAUUGCCAAAGGAGAAACGCUUUGCACCGCCUGUCCUUGUCGACCCGCUGCGGAUACCGGACGGCGACGUAGACGACGAGAACCAGGCACAAAGCCAGGGUCCUGAAUACAUCUUCGAAGAUGGGGAAACGCAACCGGGGAAGGGGUGGCUGCGAAUUAGCGAUGACUCUGUGCGAGAAUGCGGGAUUGAGAGUGUGUUGGCCGAGGGCGCGGGGGUAUUUAUGCUCUACUACGAGCGGGCUGUUCCACCACGGCCGGGUAUCUACCCUUCGCAAUCCGGAACGAGGGUGUCGGAGGAGACGUUGAGACCGGAGAUGAAGACGGUGGAGCUGAACGGGAGCGUUGGGUCCUUCGGUGGCUUCUUCGCCAUCGUCUUCGUGGGUGAAGGGCAAGGAGAGGGAGAUACUGGGCGGGAGAGGUUCAAGCAUUGGCCUUGCGUCGUCACUGUCGACAUCGUGGGUGGAACCAAGGGUGAUCAGAAGUGUGGCGGCUGGGAGGGGGAGGAGUACGAGUACACAACCGUCGUCCUCCGUGGGCUCGCUACCUCUAUCGAGCUCUCUACCAUCCGAAUCGACGCUGAAAUCGCAUCCGAAUGGAAAUGCAACCCACUCGGAAGAGUCAAAUGA
This is a messenger RNA of Coprinopsis cinerea okayama7#130, 1983 nucleotides long. RefSeq lists its product as hypothetical. The transcript is spliced from 7 exons. Lineage: Eukaryota; Fungi; Basidiomycota; Agaricomycetes; Agaricales; Psathyrellaceae. Gene Ontology annotation, molecular function: cysteine-type deubiquitinase activity; cysteine-type endopeptidase activity. The record is from RefSeq and is a predicted model, not a curated record. The coding region runs from base 1 to 1983 and encodes 660 amino acids. Gene Ontology annotation, biological process: protein deubiquitination. Gene Ontology annotation, cellular component: cytosol; nucleus.